UUAUUCGUGAAUUAAUUCAUGAAUUAAGAAAAGAUGAACAAAUUAAGCGAAUUGAAUUAUUUGCAGAAGCUGAUAAUGAAAUUGGUUUAAAUUUUUAUAAAAAAGUUGGUUUUCAAGUAGAAGGAUGUUUAAAAAGAUAUAUGAAACGAGCACAAGAUGAUCAUUUUGUUGAUGAACUUGUUUUGGCAAUGAUUUUUGAUUAG
Messenger RNA from Rotaria sordida, 203 nucleotides. The record is from the annotation of a GenBank genome assembly. NCBI's taxonomy places the organism in Eukaryota, Metazoa, Rotifera, Eurotatoria, Philodinida, Philodinidae.